CCCGACAUGAGUGCAUACGUUUGUAAAGUUUUGGUUUUCGAAAGUGCUCGCAAACGACAAUCAAAGAGCGUGAAAUGCGUGAACGCGGAUGCGAGAAAGGUUAAUGCUGUUAAAAAGUGCUUGUUUGGAGUUGCCGAUCCCGAGGACACCAUGGAGUUACUAAGGCAACAAAUGGAAAUGGAGAGGUGCAGAUUCGAGGAACGAUUCGGAUUUCCGUUAGAGGAAAUUGAGAGGAUUGAGAAGGAAAAUGUGAACAAUGAUGAAAGGACCCAACGUGUUUACUGUGAGUCUCUGUUAACAAGGAGUUUGGGCAGUAAUGGAAGAAAGAGGAAAAACGACAAAGUUCAACCCCUUCUAACUGAUUAUUUCAAGGCCAAAAGAAAUAUUCAGCAAGAGAAAAAGACUGGACAAGAAAAUGAAAAAACUUUAUAG
This is a messenger RNA of Aethina tumida (small hive beetle), 432 nucleotides long. RefSeq lists its product as uncharacterized. The transcript has 3 exons. The record is from RefSeq and is a predicted model, not a curated record. NCBI's taxonomy places the organism in Eukaryota, Metazoa, Arthropoda, Insecta, Coleoptera, Nitidulidae. The coding region runs from base 7 to 432 and encodes 141 amino acids.